AUGAACCCUAAAACCCCACAGGCUCUGCCGGAGUACCACCGAAUGCUGCGCACAGUGGCCAAGCAGUACUGCCACAUGCGCACCGUGCUGCGACAGCUGGGAGUCAUCGCAGCCCCCCUCAAGACCGCAUCCCGGGAGUGGUUCUGCUAUGCCGAGUUCCGAUGGGCUGUCUCUAUGGUGAUGAUGAGGCAGACGCAGGUGCCAGUGUCAGCAGAGGCACUAGAGGCAGCAGUGAAGAAGAACCCCAGUGCUGCCGCUGCUGGUGUUGCAGGCACCCCUGCUGAAGCUGCUGCCAAUGCUGCUGCUACUGCCGCUGCUGAAGCUGCUGCUGCUGCUAGCUCUGCUGCUGCUGGUGAUGCUGUUGCUGGCGAUGCUGGUGGUGGUGAUGCUGCUGCUGGUAGUGCUGACGCUAGUGCUGUCCCUGCUGCUGACGCGUCAACUGCAGCAGCAGCUGCUGCGCCUGUUCGUCAAGUUAUGGCGCUCAUCCCCUUUAUAGACAUGUUCAACCAUGAGGAGGGUCCUAUAACGAGUACGUUUGGCGGUGGGAGCAACGUGAUGGAGGUCACUGCCAAGCGCAACUUCAAGGCCGGCGAGCAGAGACCGCUUCCGGUGAGCUUCCACUCCCUGCUGCUCCCCCCUCCCUGCUGCUCCCCCCUCCCUGCUGCUCCCCCCUCCCUGCUGCUCCCCCCUCCCUGCUGCUCCCCCCUCCCUGCUGCUCCCCCCUCCCUGCUGCUCCCCCAUCCCUGCUGCUCCCCCCUCCCUGCUGCUCCCCCCUCCCUGCUGCUCCCCCCUCCCUGCUGCUCCCCCCUCCCUGCUGCUCCCCCCUCCCUGCUGCUCCCCCCUCCCUGCUGCUCCCCCCUCCCUGCUGCUCCCCCCUCCCUGCUGCUCCCCCCUCCCUGCUGCUCCCCCCUCCCUGCUGCUCCCCCCUCUCUGCUGCCCCGCACUCCCUGCUGCCCCGCACUCCCUGCUGCCCUCACUCCGCCACGUCCCCCAUUCACUGCCAAUGAUUGCCUCUCCUUAUCUGCCUGCCCCUCCUUACCUGCCUGUCACUCAUGUUUCUGCCCCUCUCUGUCUGUCUUUGCCCCUCCCUGUUCUGCCCCGUCUGUCUCUACCCCUCUCCUUUCUGCCCCUCCCUGUCUGUCUCUUCCCCUCAUCUGCCCGCCAACAGCAUACCACUGGAGCUGUCACCCUCCGACCCACUCUACAAUAAGAAGGUACGCCAAGUGGCAGGAAGUCAGUAUGUACCUGGCACUCCUCAAGUGGCUGGAGCUACCGCCCUCCACCCAUCUGGACCUCUUCUGGACUGGCAAGCCAUCUCCGGAGCUGGCCACAUGGCUUAGAGUGGCGACCACCACUGAUGAGGCGCAGAUCACAGAGGAUCUGCGAGGAGCCAUUGCUGCACGCGCCAAGGAGACAGCUGAACUACUGGAGGCACAUGGGAAGGAUAAAGCAACAACGAACGGCCAUGCUGAACCAACCAGCAAACCAGCCAGCAGUGCAGAUGUAACUCUGACCAAGGCUCAAGCCGACCUGCUCAGCAGUAUCUGCCAACGCAAGCUUCAGGAGCUUCAAGCAGGAGCCACAGCAGCAUCACCUGCACCUGCUGGUUUAGGCUUGGGUGGAGGCUUGGACACUCGUUCGGCAGGAGCCAAGGCGUGUGAGAAGGAACUGCAGCUGGCUCGACAGCUAAGGGAGGCGGAGGAAGGGGCUUUGAGCAAGGCACUGGAGAUGUGUGGUCUAGUGAGCGCUUAA
This is a messenger RNA of Closterium sp. NIES-65, 1752 nucleotides long. Lineage: Eukaryota; Viridiplantae; Streptophyta; Zygnematophyceae; Desmidiales; Closteriaceae. The record is from the annotation of a GenBank genome assembly.